Styela clava is the source of this 1186-nucleotide messenger RNA. RefSeq lists its product as uncharacterized. The record is from RefSeq and is a predicted model, not a curated record. Lineage: Eukaryota; Metazoa; Chordata; Ascidiacea; Stolidobranchia; Styelidae.
CAAUUCUUUUGUACUUUGAUUCAGCUUGUUAUACAUUUACUAUAAAAUGAAACAUAAAUUUACGACUGAAUGUUGUGGAACAUGGUUCCGGACUUCUGGUAUAGUUUGUUCGAUGAAAUACAAAAAAGUGAGGCUUUAUAAUAAAAGGGAAGGCGAAACUUACGUUUCUUUUUUAUUCAUGCAGCGGAGGCGAAAUGCUCCUCAUUCAUAUUUGUUGAACCGAUUUUUUAAAAAUGAGUCUCAUCAUAAGUCCUGAUAACCUGCGAUACACUCAAGAUUCAAUAAGCUGCGUCUUCAAAAAUGGCAGAGGCAUCGAAAGAGCGAUUAUUGACGUUGCCAAAGGAGUAUCGUCAGUGCAUGAUUUUCCUUUAAUGGAGGUUUACAGUUUUGCUGGAAAAUUUUGGUGUCGGAACAACAGGAGACUGUACGUUAUGAAAGAGCUACAAAGGCGGGGGCAUUUAAAAGAAAUCAUUGUUGACUACGUAGGAGAAAAGUCACAUAAUAGAAGAUAUUUUAGUACAAUAACAGCCGGAAAAAGUAUAAGAGUUCGCAGAGGACAGUCAAGAAUUGCUUAUUUGCAAUUCGCAUUUCCAAAUUUAACGAUUACUGAUGACGAAGAUACUGAGGAAUAUGAUGACGAAGAUACUGACGAAUAUGAUGACGAAGAUAUGACGAAUAUGAUGACGAAGAUACUGACGAAUAUGAUGACGAAGAUACUGACGAAUAUGAUGACGAAGAUACUGACGAAUAUGAUGACGAAGAUACUGACGAAUAUGAUGACGAAGAUACUGACGAAUAUGAUGACGAAGAUACUGACGAAUAUGAUGACGAAGAUACUGAUGAAUAUGAUGACGUAGGUACUGACGAAUAUGAUGACGUAGGUACUGAAGAAUAUGAUGACGUAGGUACUGAAGAAUAUGAUGACGAAGAUACUGACGAAGAUACUGACGGCUAUGAUGACGAAGAUACUGACGAAUAUGAUGACGAAGAUACUGACGAAGAUACUGACGAAGAUACUGACGAAUAUGAUGACGAAUAUGAUGGCGAAGAUUCUGACGAAGAUGAUGCCGAUUACACAUGGCGGCGAAUAUAUUGACUAAGAUGUUACGACGAUACUGACGAAAAUAUGACGAUAUGAUGACAACAAACAUAAUGACUGAGAUGUUACGAAGAUACUGACGAAAUU